Messenger RNA from Durusdinium trenchii, 2694 nucleotides. Lineage: Eukaryota; Dinophyceae; Suessiales; Symbiodiniaceae. The record is from the annotation of a GenBank genome assembly.
AUGCUGGCGUCCCGCUGGGCCAUUUCGUCCCGCUGGGCCAUUGGCGUUGGCUUUGGCAGCUUCUUGCUGCAGCAAACGCCGACCUCUGCGGAGUGGCGGGUGGCCAUUCUGCUGCUGGGCGCCGCCGGGAUCUUUGGAGCGUUGCUGGUGACGUAUGGCGCGAUGUACCUUAGACCCUCUUCCUUUCACAGCCUGAAGCUUCUGGAGAAAGGAUCCAGAGAUGCUUGUCGCUACUUCGCCGUGUCGAUAGCCCUUCUAGGCAGCUUUCAGUUUCUGCUGGUGGCGCUGCGUUUGUGGCCCGAGCUGCUACUGGUUGCCACAUUGCACGAGCUCCCGGCAGAUCUGGUGGAUGCCUUCCCUGAGGGCCUGGAGUUGAAUUUGACCAAUGGAGUUCUCAGUGGUGGCUCCCUGUCCUCGUCUCAUGAGCCUCGCCUUUCUUUGGAGCUACCAAGCUUAAGCCUCUUCGACCUCUGUGGUGGCUCUUUGUCCUGGACCUUGCUCUCAUUAGACUUCGGCAGCCCAGACUUGCGAAACCUGGGGAAAAUGCUGGUGGCCUAUUUCUACUGGUCCAGAACUGGUCAGCUUCAAGUUCCCAGCUUCAACUCCCAAGUGCUGCAGUUCGAGCUGGAUGAGCCUGUCGAAGUCCUAUUGGACCAGGAUUUGGUGGCUUGUGGAGCACCCAGGCCCCUAUUGCCACAGCCGCUCAUGGGAACCUGGCUGCCAGCCACGGUGCGUGGUGUGCAGCCAUCAACGAUGCUGGCACAGUACAAGUACCAGGUCUAUGUGGGUGGAAGCUCCGACAACGCCGAGGAGCUGCCCGCCUGCAAUGGCACAGAACCCCUGGCCGCUUGUGUUUGCUCGGUGCUGCCCACGGCGCUGCGGCGCACGAGUCGCUUGUUGAUCGACCUGGAAGAGGCCCCUUCCCUGGAAGAGCUCCAGGCGAGCAAGGCCAUUCUGGCCUUGGGCAGCAGGAGCUUUGCCAUUUUGGAAGGCUUCUCGUUUCACCACAAUCAGUACUGGUCGCACCGGAGGUCCUCAGGACAGCAGCUUUGGCGAAGCUAUAGCAAGAAGGAGCUCCGCCUCUAUGAGCCGCUGCAGUGCAUGACAGGCCUCUAUUGCCGAAAGCAUGGCAACUCCCUGCUGUGUUCUAGGCACAGAUUGGAGACUGGGAGCAGCAGUGGCCAAGCCUUUUUUUGGGCGCUUCGUUGGAAGCUGGUGCUACCUUUGGGCAUGUUGCUUGGAUGGAUGGCUUGCAUUUUGGCGAGUUUCAUCACCCAAGGCAGCCUUGUAUUGCUUUUCUAUUGGCCAUUGGGCUACUUCGCUUAUGCUUUCCUGCGGCACGUGGACGCCCCCGUGCCCUCCAUCGGGCGCAGCUUGGUUGUGGCAAUCUACACAGGGAUGCCCUUCAUGGUCCUACACUCGAUGCUGGAGAUCGUUUGGCACAUGUGGGGCGAUGGCGACCUUCUGCCCUCGUACCUCGAAGAGGUCAUAGACCUAGAGCUCAACAGGGAGUUCAUCUUCUACGUUUGGCUGCUUUGGAGCAGCUACCUGGUGAAUCGGCUGCGUUUCCUGGCGGCCCAGCAGCGUAAGGCUCCUCCACGCCUGCACCCGCAGCGCGCCGAGGGGCAGGAGGCCUCCGAGGCACCGACGUGUCGGAUUUGCUUCGGAGGCAGCGAGAGCGGGCGCCCCUCGGUGGAGUGGAUGGGCAGAGGGAUCGAAGUGAAUCCAGUGAAGGGAUACACCAGAUGCAGGUAUGUGUAUUCCGUGCAACGCGCCUUCUAUGCAAACAUUCUCAGAUCCGCCCUAGUGCUGCACACCGUGACCUUGCUGGUCUUUGGUCUCGUGGUGCUCCUGUGUGCGUACAUUUGCCUCUUCAUGGACUGGCUGCAGAACGGCUCCACGCCCGAGUCGCGGCAGCUCUUCUCCGAAAGCCUCAUGGAGCAGCUCACGAACGUCACGGGCCUGGAGGAGGCCUUCCGCUCCGCGACGUGCGAGACGCGUUUUCCCUGCGCGCGAGUAUGCGCCAGUUGGGUCAGCUCGGUGGAGGGCGAAGUGAUGGUCGGCCUCAGUGGAUGUCACUCCCUGGGCUUCUUCCUCUCCCAUGCCGCGGGCAACGAGAACAACCCCUUGCCGCUCAUUAGCGGCCUGAUGAUCCUGGCUGGAUUGAUCCGUGUUUUUUGCUCCUUGUACCGCGCGGUGAAGCUGGUCUCCGGAAAGGUCCUGGAGUCCGCCGAGUCGAUGAUCCUCGAUGUGUACGGCCCGGUCGACGUGCCCGGUGGCGUGGAGGGUGUGCCCGGUCGCACUCGUGGUGGGCACGAGGGUGAAGGUCUGGAGCUGGCAGAAGGACUGGGUGGGGCGAGAUGUUCAGCCAAGAUGCCAGAGGUUUCGGAAGCAGGUGAUGGUGAUCUUGGAGAAGAAGCUGGUGACCUCGCCUGUGAAGGGUGUGAAGGGGAAGAGCUGGUGGAGCAGUUGGGUCAUGGAGACGAGAAAUCAGCGGUCGAUCUUCCUUUCCACGCAGUCUCAGAUGCUCAAAGCGUGGCAGCUGACGGUCAGGGUGCUCAUGAAGACCCUCCAGUGGCAGCCCGUGAAGAUGUGCCAGCUCUGAGCCGGGACUCUCCCAACACGGAAGAACUCCCAUUCACCAGCCCACUGAGAAUGUCAGUGCAGACAUGUGACUAUCCUGAGGAUGAAUGA